GGCUCGAGAAGGCGCCGCUCGCUCACUCGGGCAGCAACUGGAAAAGUUUCCAGUCUCGUCGCGCCGACGGAGAACAACCUUUUGAUAUGGGCAUCAGGACGGUCGUGUUGCUGCUCGCCCUGGCAUGCUGCGGCGUCUGGGCCGAUCCGUGUCCGGCAGGUCGGACGGGUCAGGACUGCGCCACCGAGUGCAAUGAAGGGUUUUUCGGACAGGACUGCGCUUCCGAGUGCAACUGCGUGCAUGGAACGUGCGACCUGGUCACUGGGCAGUGUUCGUGCAAAAAAGGCUGGGAAGGAGUGAGUUGCGAGCAUCCGUGCGGCCCCCAUUUUUACGGCGCCGACUGCGACAACGGGUGUCCCGCUUGCGAAAACGGCGGCGCCUGCAACCCGAUCAACGGCACAUGUCUCUGUCCCAACGGCUACCUGGGCGACCUUUGCCAGGACGCGUGUCCUGCGAAGCGGUUUGGAAGACAGUGCCGACAGUACUGCAACUGCGAGUGGGCAAACACCGAGAGCUGCGACCACAGGACUGGACACUGUAACUGCAAACCAGGCUUCCAUGGAUUCACGUGCGAGACCUCGUGUAAGAUUGGCAAGACCAGCACCAACUGCAACUCGAACUGCCCUUGUACCCGCGGCGCGUCUUGCACUAAGUCGUACUUUUCUCGCAGGGCCAAGUGCAAGUGCCCUGCUGGCAAGAAGGGCGAGACCUGCGACGCCGUGUGCGAUAACGGAAGAUUUGGUUACGGCUGCAAGGAAUUCUGCCCCAAACACAAAGGAGUGAUCGGCAGUUGCGACGCUGAGACUGGCGAGAUCACGUGCGCGCCGGGCUACUCGGGCCCUUUUUGUGUGCAUCCCUGUCCCAGCGGCACGUAUGGAGGGAACUGUGAGAACACCUGCGAGUGCCAGAAUGGAGAAUGCCAUCAUGUUACAGGCGAGUGCAUUUGUCUGCCAGGCUGGGAGGGUGGCGACUGUUCUACCCCCUGCCCUGCCGGUCGUUUCGGACUGCGGUGCAGCCAGCGUUGUGCGUGUCAGGACGUGACCCAGUGCGACCCUGCGACUGGCAAUUGUCGCUGUCCGGCGGGGAAAAUGGGCCUCACAUGCGAGGAGGAUUGUCCCGCAGGUCGCUGGGGCGCCGACUGCGCCUUCGAGUGUGGCUGCAGCAACGGCGCCGAAUGCAGCGCCACAGACGGCCACUGCUCGUGCGGCCACGGCUACACAGGCCACCGCUGCGAGCACCUCUGUCCUGAAGGCCACUUCGGGAAAAACUGUUCCGAAGAAUGCGUUUGCCUGAAUGGCGGCGACUGUGACGCCGUCAGCGGCGCCUGCACCUGUCCAGCAGGGUGGCACGGAGCAGACUGCUCGGAAAAGUGUCCUGAGGGGACCUACGGUGACGGAUGCACUUUGUCCUGUCUUUGUGAAAAUGAUGCCGAGUGUGAUAAUGUGGACGGCGUAUGUAAUUGCAAGGCAGGCUGGACGGGACGCUUCUGCAACGAAAUUUGUCCCAACGGCACUUGGGGCCUGGACUGCGCCAAUGAGUGCGAGCUGAACUGCACCAGCAACGGGUUCUGCUCCUCUGAGAACGGAUCCUGCGUCUGUGAACCUGGAUUUGGAGGCGAGCUUUGCGAGCUGGCAGUGGAAUAUCUACCUUCGAACGAAGAUGUGACCGACGGCGGUUCCUCGUCGACUGGUCUGGCAAUUUUCAUGUUGAUGGCAGUAAUUGUCGUUGGAAUUGCGAUCGGCGCUUAUUUUUUCUUGCGCAGAAGAAGAGAGUUGCGUGUCAGCGAAGGCUACAACAAAACUGCUACAAGUGAAGUUGCGAAUGGAGCUAUUUGAAUAAAUGUGCGUGUUGAAAUUUUGAAAAGUGAAUGACAAAAAAAGGAGUUGCAAGUUUACCAGUUUUGUACAAAUUUAGUUUUUAGUUUUAAGCUCUCAAAAUAUUUUUUAGUGUAUUGCAAUUGAAAAAAAUUGAUCUAAUAACUUGAACCUUGAACUUUAUAAAUUUUUCCUGCUGAUUUGUAUCGUUUAUCAGUUUGGAAAAGCUCAAAAAGGUUGUUUGGAUAGAAUUAUUUCAAAAAAUUUUGUGCCAAAAUGUACAUAAAUGUUGUGAAUAAAACCAUAAAAAUAAUACUAUUAAACU
Messenger RNA from Neocloeon triangulifer, 2139 nucleotides. RefSeq names its product multiple epidermal growth factor-like domains protein 10. The record is from RefSeq and is a predicted model, not a curated record. Gene Ontology annotation, molecular function: scavenger receptor activity. The coding region runs from base 87 to 1835 and encodes 582 amino acids. NCBI's taxonomy places the organism in Eukaryota, Metazoa, Arthropoda, Insecta, Ephemeroptera, Baetidae. The transcript has 6 exons.